Messenger RNA from Rhincodon typus (whale shark), 1006 nucleotides. Its product is annotated as ATP-binding cassette sub-family E member 1-like. Gene Ontology annotation, molecular function: iron ion binding; ribosomal small subunit binding; ATP hydrolysis activity. The record is from RefSeq and is a predicted model, not a curated record. NCBI's taxonomy places the organism in Eukaryota, Metazoa, Chordata, Chondrichthyes, Orectolobiformes, Rhincodontidae. The transcript is spliced from 5 exons. Gene Ontology annotation, biological process: ribosomal subunit export from nucleus; translational initiation; translational termination. The coding region runs from base 75 to 539 and encodes 154 amino acids.
AGGGGACUGUUCGCCAGCUGCUUCAUGAAAAAAUCAGAGAUGCCUACACCCAUCCACAGUUUGUGACUGACGUAAUGAAACCAUUACAGAUUGAAAGCAUCAUUGAUCAAGAGGUCCAGAAUCUAUCUGGAGGUGAAUUACAACGUGUGGCACUGGCUCUUUGUCUAGGUAAACCAGCUGAUGUCUACCUGAUUGAUGAACCAUCAGCAUACCUGGAUUCUGAACAGCGUCUAAUGGCUGGAAGGGUAAUUAAACGUUUCAUUCUCCAUGCAAAGAAGACUGCCUUUGUUGUGGAACAUGACUUUAUAAUGGCCACCUAUUUGGCUGACCGUGUGAUUGUAUUUGAUGGAAUACCAUCUAGGAGUACAAUAGCUAAUCCUCCACAGACACUGCUUGCUGGAAUGAAUAAAUUCUUAUCUCAGCUGGAAAUCACCUUCCGAAGAGACCCAAACAACUAUCGACCAAGGAUUAAUAAGAUGAAUUCUAUUAAGGAUGUGGAGCAGAAGAAGAGUGGAAACUACUUUUUCUUGGAUGAUUAAACUUUCAUUUUUUCAGAGCCAAACUUGUGAAUCCUCAUUGCCAUAUUCAAGAAACAUUCAGAAUGAAAACUGACAGACUACAUCUUUUACAGGGCAAUCAACAACUACAGAGCAGUUCUUAACUUGAAAAUGUUCAUUUCCCCCUUAAUAUUUCUAAGUAAUUGGUGUAUGAUGCUGAAAACUGUGGUUUUAUCACAUGUACAUUUAUUUAUUCAUGGCUGUGAUGUAAAAAUGCCAGUUUGAGGCUGACAAGGUAGAAAUGUAUUAACAAAAACAGAAGUUGCUGGAAAAUUCACUGAAUUGGUCAAAACAACCAUGUUCUGUAAAAGGUGACCAGACGUGUCGUGGUAUAGUUAACAGCAAUUCUGCUUUAUUUUUACAGCUGUUUUUGACAAUAAUUGCAUUUUGAUGAGUAAUCUUAUUUGCAAACAGUGUCCUAUUAACAAUAUUAAAUCAUAUCAAAUCAA